AUGUCUUCGUCUUUGGAAGUAGUCCGCUCAGUCAAGCUGGGAAUUCUCGUCCCGACAAAUCUUAUAGGAAAUAUCCUGGUAGUUUUAGUGGUCAUGCGCACAAGAAAAUCUUUACAGACUCCUAUGAACUACUUGCUUGUUAACCUGGCCUUCGCUGACAUCACGGUGGCCGUGUUUAUGGUCAUUGACCAACUGUUUUUUCACAUGGUACAUCACCCUGAAGGUGUUGCUGGAGAAAUCCUAUGCAAGCUCCUCACUGGAAAGAUCCUUACCUGGGUGGGCUCUGUGGCAUCGGUGUGCACACUUGUAGUGAUUGCUUUUGAAAGGUAAUCUGACAGAAUUUUGCAUUUUGACGGCUUUAUAGCAUAUAGGGGCUGGCUAUAUUCUCUCUAAAGUAGUCUGUCUCGCAGCCGAGAGAAACGUUCCGUGGCGACAGAAAUUGUGUCAAGAUUUUUUGAUAUUGCUUUACAACUCUGCUCUAGAAACACGGGAAUCAAAAUCCCGAUGUAAUCGUCCUUGGGCGUACUUUCCGAGCUGCUAUCCCGGUCAAAAAAACGUGGGACACUUCCGUUUGUUUGGGUAUGCACUGUGCAGUCCCCUCGCCCCGUUGCAUUGUUGUUAUGAAAAAGCAAAGUUUGGGAACGUUUUUCAACUAGACAAUCUGAUUACCAAUAUUUUCUCUUUUUAAAUUAUUAUUAUUUUUUAGUUGAUUUAAUUUUUUUAUUUCUUAUUUUUAUUUAUCACUUGUAAAUGUAGAUUAUGUAAAUUAUCACGUUGUAAUUUUUAUGGCACAUUUGCAUUUAAACGAGCUAUUGCUCAUAUGCGAUAUGUGGUUAAAUAAAAUUACUUACUUACUUACUUCAACGUUGUAAUGGAAGAUUCGGGGGGGGGGGGGGGCAAUCAACCAAGUGCCCCAACUUUUUGGUCCAGGGUUUUUAACCCCCCGUUUCCCUAUUUUUAUGAAAAAAAUUUUUUUGCAGGUUUCUAGCCAAAGUUUUUCCUAUAAAACGAACACGACCAGCAACCAAGAGAAAAACUAAUGUAAAUAAUGUAAAUUAUCCCGUUUUAAUUUUUUUUGACAAUUGUCUAUUAAAACGGCUAAUUCCCAUAUGCGAUAUGGGGUUAAAAAAAAUUAUUUACUUACUUACUUCAACGUUUUAAUGGAAGAUUCGGGGGGGGGGGGGAGCAAUCAACCAAGUGCCCCAACUUUUUGGUCCAGGAUUGUUAACCCGCCGUUGCCCUAUUUUCAUGAAAACAAUAUUUUUGCAGGUUCUAUGCCAUAGUGUUGCCUUACAAACGCACAGCACAGCUGACCAAGAGAAAGACUGUUGUAACUGUGGUAUUCUGCUGGAUAAUUGCCUUAACAUUCAAUUUACCACUGUUCGUCGUUCGCAAGCGAAAUCUCAACUUCAAAGAGACUGGGUUCUUCUGUAGAAGCUAUUGGCCAAGCAAGCAGUUAGCAAUCGCCUACAACUUUCUUUGGUUGGUUUUUGUUGGUGUUGUUCCAGUCGUCCUUAUGGCUGUCUUGUACGGUCGGAUUGUGUUCAGCUUAUGGUUUCACCAAAAUAGCGUGACAAACGAAGCGCAGAAAGCGCGCUUAAAAUCCCGAAAACGCGUGACAAAAAUGCUGGUCACGCUGAGCGUUAUUUACGCCGUGUGUUGGUUUCCAAACUUGUUAAUCAACACCAUAAAUUAUUACAUAGAAAUUCCCGCCCUUCGUUCAAUCGGUUAUCUUGUUUCGGAAAUGCUGGUACUUCUCAAUUCAAGCAUUAACCCAUUUGUGUAUGCUUUGCAAAGCAAGCAAUUCCGGGAGGCCAUUAAGACCAUUGUUUGUUGUCGCGAGGGGGGUAGGGUCAUGCCACUUGUAGCCGCCACAAGAAAUGAGACCACACUAGUUCGAGUCCUGUAA
Messenger RNA from Porites evermanni, 1909 nucleotides. The record is from the annotation of a GenBank genome assembly. Lineage: Eukaryota; Metazoa; Cnidaria; Anthozoa; Scleractinia; Poritidae.